AUGAUUGGCUGAGGCUAGCCAGGUCAGAUCGCCUGCAUUGCUGGAAUCAUAACAAGUCUGCAGCCAUCAUGGCGAAUCCACGGAAGUUCAGUGAGAAGAUAGCUUUACAUAAUCAAAAGCAGGCAGAGGAGACAGCUGCUUUCGAAGCUAUUAUGCGUGAAGUUUCGGGAGCUACUAGGGGGGCGUUUCAAAAACAUUUGCACAUUACCCAAAACCUUGGUGCAUACCGUGGAGGGUCUCUACCCAAUGUGAACCAGAUUGCGUCCAAUAGUGGAAUUCUGCAGACUGCACUGCAAAACCUCAAAGACAUUGAACAAGGCAGAGCUGGUCCACGUGAUCGCUCUAGACAAGGAUUAGUACAACAGCGAGGUCGUGCAUUUCCAACACGAGCUGAUUGCUCACCUUAUGGAGCAACUUACUUAUCACUUCCUCCAGACACCAGUUGGCGCAGGUUAUACCCACAUCUUAAUGGCGUGUCACUUCCCCGAACCAACUCAGAUUCGGCAUUACAUACAAGUACAAUGGUGCAACAAGUAGACAAUAUAUUGACUUCCAACACACCUCCCACUCAUAAAAGAGUUCUUCAAGUAGCUGAGGAAAAUUCAGUUCAAGAUAACAUGAAGUACUGGGACCCUAAAAAGCUUGGUCAAGUCCGGCCCAAAUCCUGUGAAGUUCCCAACAUCAACAUCUACCCAUCACAAGAACAGGACUCUGGUGUGCACAUCCCAAUUUCCAAUCAUGCUGGAUCAUUGCCUGACUUAUCAGUACUUCAGUUUCCUUCACCAUUAGCGACACCACUUGAUGAAGAAGAGCAGAACUUUGCUUCAUCCGUCACAACUGGCAGUAAUAUAAAUCUGUCUCCAAAUAUGAACAUGUCUCCUACUCAAGUAUCACCGCCCCAGCAAUCUGUGUCAGCUCGACGGAACCUACAGUCAAGUCCAAGUCCGUUGGUACUAACAAAUGUCAACCAAAUGAGAUUGCCACUUUCUCCACCUGUGUCCUGUGUCAAUCCCAACAGUGGGUUGACUGGCGUCUCUGGGUCAGCAUCAUCCCAGUCAUCUUCUCGUGUGCUUCAAUGCAUGUAUUCCCAGGUGCCUCACAGACAGCAACCUCAUGGAGGAGGACAACAGCCGGUGGCACAACAACAACAACAUCAACAUCAACAUCAUCAACAACAAGUUACCGCCCCUCACCAUGUUAACACCUACUCUCCUCCCAUGCACCAUCGCACCCCACACUCACACCAUCACCACCACCAUGUUCAACAAUCUACUCACCAGCAGCACUCCUCAUCACACAUGCAGUCUCCACAUAAUACAUUUUCACAUCAGCAGCCACAACAUCAACAAACAGUCCAUGCUCAACAACAACAACAUCACCACCCACCUCAACCAGUACAUCAUCAUAUAGCUCCGCAAGUACAUGUCACGCCACCACCUUGUGAUGAUUCACAAGUCAAUCGAACAAAGCCUUCUCUGACACAGUAUAGAAAUAGUGAAAGUAGCUGUCAGUCACCCACAUCACCACUGUCCCAGACUUCAUAUUCACCUGUACAAUCACCUGGUUUACCACCAAACUCCACCUCUUUAGAUAACACUGCCUGUACUGAAGCCUUCUACAUACAACAGCAGAAGACUAACCAAUUACAACAUCAACUGGAGCACUUCAAUAUGCUUCAAGAUAAUCAACCAAGUCUAAAUUCUUGCAACUCCAACUCAUUAACUAACCUGGCUGGUUACUCAAUUUCACCUCAAACACUGGAAUUCACUGAAGAGGAUAUGCAGAGGCUGACUGCCGUCACAAGUGGUAGCCAGGAAUUUAAUUUAUCAUCUUUCUACUCGGAUUUGAAUCCCCUUUGUACUCAACCACAGCAGCAGUUGAUGAAUACAGCUGUGAUAUCACCACAACACCAACAGUCACCUCAACAGCAGCAAACCAGCCACCAACAGCAACAGACACAACAGCAACAUACACAACCACAACAGCAGCAACCAUCAUCUCCAAACCAUCCACAUCAACAGUUAUCACCACAAAAUAACAGUAAGAUACCACAUAUCAUAUUUACUGAUAGGCCAGCAGGGGACUGGAAGUAUCUGCUCCAAGAUGAAAACACCAACCCGGGUGCUGAUGAUUUGUCCAGGCAAGAUUUUGCUCGAGAGCUUGGUAAUGCAAUAACUGGGUUUAAUGACUUUGACGCCGAUUACUUACCAGAAGAGGAAGCUUUGAAAAUUGGAUUGGUACCACUGGAUAUCGACGAUGUCCAGAUGUUAACAGAUCCCAAUCUUGUUACUGAUGCUGCCACUGAGGAUUCUUUCAAACUCGAUCGGCAGUGAAGCAACAUCAUUGCAGUCUGCAUGUAACGGUGUUUCAAGCGACAUCAACAUUUGUUGUUCUGCAUUAGCCAAGCGAGAUGCAUGAUUAAUAUUGCCUGUCAAAAAUCUGGAAUAUCUACCCUGACCCUUGGAAAAAUGAAAAACAAACAAUUUUUUUGCUGCUCAAUCAUCUCCAGUAUUCCAGAUAUAUAUAUAAAUAAAUAUAUAUAUUUUUCUUUCUUCCUUAGCUGAUGGUAGUUCUGGAGGCUGUGGGGAGGAGAAUGCAUUCUGGUGCUGUGUCCUUCCUUACCACAAACUGCAUCCAUUGCCAUGACUACCACCAACGCCACCACCACCAACAACAACACUGCUACUAGCACCACCACCACCACUACCACCACCAUCCCUUGGCUUCUACUGUACAAAGCUUACAUUCACCUUUCAAUUCCUCUCUUCAUACAUGUUCUAUGACAGUAGACAUUCCAUCUCAUCAGCACACACGGGCAUCACAUGAUGCAUAUGUAUGUAUGUAUGCAUGUAUAUAUGGAUGUAUGUGUGCAUAUACUUAGGUAUACGUGUGUGUGUAUGUGUGUGUGUAUUUAUUUCUCUAUAUACAUGCAUAGAUAUACCUGUGUGUAUAUGUAUAUAUGUGUGUGUGUAUAUAUAUAUAAAUAUAUAUAUAUACACACAUACACACACACAUGCAUACAUGUAUGUAGUGAAACCAAAAGAAAUCAAGAAUAAAAAAGAAAAUGUAAAAAUUCAAAUGAUGCUAAUUCUUCUUGAUAGUUCAUCACUAGUGUAUUAGGCUUGUGGUAACCUCAGUCAAGUCAGUUGCUACUUUUGAAGUAGACGUCUUAAGAUUCUGUUAUGCACCGUGGGAAUUUAUUUUACUUCUCAUCCAAAGAAAUGAAAUAUGAAAAUAUACACAACCACACACACACACACACACACACACACACACACACACACACACACACACACACACACACACACACACACACACACACAUUCAAACAUGCACAUUCAUAUAUGUAUAGUUUUCUGUUCUGUUAAGAUAAGAUCAACAAAAAACGUACUCCAUCCAAUGAGAAAUAUACAUCAUUUAACACACACUUCUUAAAAUAAGGGCUACCAAUAGUUUCUUGCCAUAUCGACACGUGGUUAGGCACGUUUUAUGACCUGCCUUGUGUUCUCCAAGCAAUCUGCAGGCUCUGAGCACAGUUUGUUUUUUUAAAUGAUAUAUACAAAUAAGUGGACAAACAAAUGUGGCACUCAACACAUUUGGUAGGAGUCACACGUGUUAUUUAAUAAGAGUUUGACUCAGCCCCAUGACACUUAACGUUGCAUAGACUCUUAGAAUGAAACAAUGUCAUCAGGCAUUUGGAUAUCUUGAGAAAUUGGGUUUGCUCUACAAGCCUGUGAAAAUUUAAGUUGCAACAGAGCUGAGUCAAACUCUUACUAAAUGAUAUGUGUGUGUGUGUGUAUGAAUUUAUGUCUGUGUGUGUAUGUAUAUAUAUGACUAUGUAUAUAUGUAUUUAUUUAUAUAUAUAUAUAUAGGUGGAGGAGUGGCUGUGUAGUAAGUAACUUGCUUAUCAACCACAUGGUUCUGGGCUCAGCCCCGCUGCGUGGCACCUUGGGCAAGUGUUUUCUACUAUAGGCUCGGGCCAAUCAAAAGCCUUGUGAGUGGAUUUAUUAGAAGCAAACUGAAAGAAGCCCAUCGUAUAUAUAUAUAUAUAUAUAUAUAUAUAUAUAUGUGUGUGUGUGUGUGUAUGUUUGUGUUUGUUUCCACCCAUCAUCGCUUGACAACCGAUGUUGGUGUGUUUACGUCCCCCACAACUUAGUGGUUUGGCAAAAGGGGCCGAUAGAAUAAGUACUAGGCUUACAAAGAAUAAGUCCUGGGGUUGAUUUGCUCAACUAAAGGUGGUGCUCUAGCAUGACCACAGUCAA
Octopus bimaculoides (California two-spot octopus) is the source of this 4262-nucleotide messenger RNA. Its product is annotated as CREB-regulated transcription coactivator 1. The record is from RefSeq and is a predicted model, not a curated record. Gene Ontology annotation, biological process: positive regulation of transcription by RNA polymerase II; protein homotetramerization. Gene Ontology annotation, molecular function: cAMP response element binding protein binding. Lineage: Eukaryota; Metazoa; Mollusca; Cephalopoda; Octopoda; Octopodidae. Gene Ontology annotation, cellular component: cytoplasm; nucleus.